Molecule: messenger RNA, 1310 nt
Organism: Mollisia scopiformis
Lineage: Eukaryota; Fungi; Ascomycota; Leotiomycetes; Helotiales; Mollisiaceae
Product: nitrilase, putative
Exons: 7
Coding region: 210-1019 (269 amino acids)
Molecular function (GO): hydrolase activity, acting on carbon-nitrogen (but not peptide) bonds, in linear amides
Source: RefSeq, a predicted model, not a curated record
CUUCUGCGACUUUCAACAACCACGAAUUUCUGUGUGAGUAAAGGCAAAUCAAUCUUUCUCGAGAACUUCUAGGACAGAUUCCAUAAGAGGACGUUGGAGUAUAAUUUAGCGCUGCUUCACAGAAAGAUCGCACAUUGAAAUAUCAUUAGAUCUACCUAUAUUGUCAUCGAACGCUACAUAAAGUCCGGUCCUCCGGAGAAUAGUAUAAGAUGGCUAUAGCAGCCAUAGGCCAAUUAUGUUCGACAGGUUCCAUGAGCCAUAACCUUGCGCUUUGCCAAGUGCUAGUCAAGAAGGCAGUGGCCGCUGGAGCAAAAGCACUUUUCCUCCCGGAAGCAACGGACUACAUUGCUCAAAACUCUCAAGAAUCCUUGUACCUCGCUCUCCCUAUGGAAACAAGCCCAUUCGUUCUAGGCCUACGAGAAGCUGCGAAGGAAUCUGCAUUAGCAAUAAACGUCGGUAUUCAUGUGUCUACGAACAGUGGAAAGCUCGCAAACAGGAGCUGCUGGAUAAACGAAAAGGGCGAGAUCGAAUCUUACUAUGACAAGCUUCACUUAUUCGACUACGGCGUAUUACGGGAGAGCAAUAGCGUAGAAGGCGGAAAGACUAUCGUACCUCCUAUUGAAACUGUGGUUGGUCGUGUUGGUUUGAUGAUAUGCUUUGAUCUGCGAUUCCCUGAAAUCAGUUUGGCAUUGAAGCGUCAGAACGCUCAGAUCAUAACUUACCCAUCGGCUUUCACAGUGAAGACUGGGCAAGCACAUUGGGAGACUUUGCUGAAAGCAAGAGCCAUUGAAACUCAAGCGUAUGUCAUCGCUGCAGCUCAAGUUGGAGCACAUAAUGAGAAAAGGACAAGCUAUGGACAUUCAAUGGUGGUUGAUCCGUGGGGAAAGGUGCUUGUAGAUAUGACAGGAGAGGGCAACGAGGCUGAGAUUGGGGUGGUUGAUAUUGAUCUUGAUUACAGAGAGAAGAUCAAGAGUGAGAUGCCGCUGCUGAGGAGAACUGAUAUCUACACUGAGAUUUGAAACGGGAUAUGAAUUGAAACAUCAAGUUUGAUAUCAGGACAUUAAAUCCUAGGCUCUGAAUACCUCACAGGGCCACAGACCUCGGAUGGCAGUUUCAAAGGUAGUUUCGCAAGGCAAUUGAGUCUUCUAAUGCUCUUUGUGCCUGUCUAUUGCCGAAUAUCAAACAAUUGGUGCUCUGGGUUAUACGGCUCUACAAGAAUGCUUUUCCGUCCAAACGCCUGUAAUGCUAGUAGUUGAAUCAUAGCUGCUCUCGGUCUGUUGAAUCCUCUCUGCGACAAUCAUCUCUAUGCA